GGGCUCGGCCGGAUCUGGCAGCUCUGGGUGUGUGUAUAGCUAGCAGACCACCUUCUUUUAACUCUGACGUACAAGAAGGUUAGGUUAGAGUUUGAAAGUAUCGUCAAAAUGGCACAAUUAUCGUGUAUCACUCGACUACUACCGACUACCUCGUUAGAGAGUAGAAGAAUUUUUGCUGCUGGAAUAUGUAGGCCCUCAGCGAGUUCUUUCGGCCUUUAUCGUGGUGUGAAAACCGCUGCUACACCUGCUGAAGAACCGUCUACUGAAGAAAAUAAUAGACUGGAAGAAGAAGCAAGAAUUCAGAAAAUUAGAGACAUUUCUGGCUUAAGGCCAUCUCACAGAAACAUUGCUCAUCACAUAGUUCCCAUGGAAGAGAAAACUAUGCCAAUUCACUACACUGUUCGUUACAACAAGAGAAUGUUUGGGCGCUAUGGUUAUGCAUCAGGCGUUAGUCCUUCUCUAUGCUGGCCAACAAAACAAGAACUUGAUGACAAGAAAGAGUAUGAGAGAGUAGCAUACCCUUAUACCAUACUAGAAGUUGCGAAACGAGAAAAAUUAAAGAAAGAAGAGAAAGAGCGAAUACUAUUUGAAAGAGAUGCCAAGGUUGCUGCAAAUGUUGAAUCCAUGCAAAAGUUAAAGGAAGAGUACUUACACAAGAAAGAAAUAAAAAGACAAGAGGCAGAAGCUGCACAGGCAUUCAGGACACGAUUAAUUGAAGAAGUACGGCUUCAUUUCAAUUAUACUGUUAACGAACGAGAUGAGCAAUUUAAACUCGAGCUGAAAGAGAGAGCAAAGCAGCUACGGGAAAAGGGGAAACAAGAAAAGAAACUUCAGAAAAAGGAAAAGUUAGCCUUAGACAAGGCUGCAAGAUUUGAAGAGCAGAAGAGAAGACUGAAGGAAGCAGAAGAAGCUAUGAAGUUAUCCAAACAAAGUGCAAAGGAUGAUUAGAUAUUAAAAAAAAAAUGAGUAUAUGGUUUCUAGAUGUCUUCUUUAUGGAGUCAUGCAGAAUGUGUAAGUAAUAAUAGAAGGGUUCACUGUCUGUAAGUUGCUGUUCUGUUUAUCUGUUGCCUAUCAAUUAUGGGUGUACAGAGAUAACAGAAGCAAGGGUUGAAAGUGAUGUUUGCAUUAAGUUAAUAGCUCAUUGACAGCUAACAAAAUCACAAAUACAGAUUUGAAAAAAAAUAUGGUUGUUUUCAGAAUAUACAGACACACACAUUAAAA
Molecule: messenger RNA, 1221 nt
Organism: Frankliniella occidentalis (western flower thrips)
Lineage: Eukaryota; Metazoa; Arthropoda; Insecta; Thysanoptera; Thripidae
Gene: CRIF
Product: growth arrest and DNA damage-inducible proteins-interacting protein 1
Exons: 3
Coding region: 109-948 (279 amino acids)
Cellular component (GO): nucleus
Source: RefSeq, a predicted model, not a curated record